AUGGAGCUCGAGCAAGAGAUGAUCUCCGCCCUACAGCAGUCAGUCAAGCUGCGCAACACACUCAGCAUCGAUAGACAGAAGCCACAAAAGUACCGUGUAGUGCUGUACGCGAGGUCGGGCGACAGCGCUGAGUUGAAAUGGCGGAGCGGCUGGAUCACGUCUGGAAAACCACGCGGCCGCACCCGCGACUACAGGAAGGUGUGGACUCCAAUGGGCAAAGAGGAAGCGGUCGCCUGGGGCAUUGGCGUUGAUGCGGUGGAGGAGUCUGAGCGCUUGCCGGAUUGCGGUGUCUGGGUUGGUGUCGAUGAUCUCGAGGCAGCGCUGGAAGACUUGCCCGCAGACCUGCAAGCCAGAGUGCAGAGCAAGAAAACCUACCCCGAAGUGAGGCGGGCCAUGCUUCUCUACCAGGACGAAAGAAUAUUUCGAGCCAACGAUGACCAUAGGUACGCGUGGUAUCGGGACGGCCAGCACGUGCCCGUCAAGACGUCACAAGGCCAGGGGAUCAUGGUGUCGGGGACGAUCAUCCACAACCUCGGCUUCUUCUCUGCAUCGCGGGAACAGAUCAAGGAAGCGGAGCGCAACCGCAGGAAACGAUGCGCUGCCUCAGUUGCCGCGAAGCGGCGGGGGGAAAAGGUGAAAGUCGAGAAGUUCCGCCCUAUCGACAUGCUGCACAAAGACGAGCACGGACGGUACUGGUCCUACGACCUCUUCGAGUACGGCAAGAACGAGGAAGGGUACUGGACCGGGCUCAAGAUGCUGGACCACAUGGCAGACGUGCUCGACGUGUUCACAGUUCUCUACCCUGAGCACAAGCCUGUAGGCCUGUUCGACUGGUCGUCCUGUCGUGAUUGUAUGGAGGCCGGCGCACCGUCGGUGAAGAGAAUGAACUUGGGUGUCGGUGGUGUGAGGAUCGGAGAAGAGCUUGCGCCGAUGGACCCCGUGACCAUCCUCGAAGACACCCCGAACCUCCCAGCGGGCAAGAUUCAGCACUUGACGUUUCGGAGGGGAGACGCCCCCCCCUUCCACUUCCCGCAUCUCCGGCCGGCCGAGUAUGUCGGAAAGCUGAAAGGAAUGCGGCAGAUCUUGUAG
Molecule: messenger RNA, 1089 nt
Organism: Ectocarpus sp. CCAP 1310/34
Lineage: Eukaryota; Phaeophyceae; Ectocarpales; Ectocarpaceae
Source: the annotation of a GenBank genome assembly